UGGAUACAGAUAUUCCAUUUACUACACUGGCCGUGAUGUAGGCCUAUCACACGCGAUAGGGUUUAUACAUGACCUGAUGUAGCAUGGUUCAAGUAGGUUGUAUGUGGACUAAUCACAGGACACACUGAUAAAACACGAUCUACAUUCCAUCAGUAUCAGCGCCGAAAUCAACAUAAUGGGUAUCCAGCCCAAUGCUGUGUGUGUCGUGCUGGCGUGCGUGACUGUCGUGUUCAUACACAGUGUCGGUUCUCAGACAGAACCUAAAAUCCGACAUGCACGUGCAAUUGGAGGCCAGCCCAUAUCACGCGGAAGUCAACCAUGGCUGGUUUUACUGAAGGCAACCAUUGUGACGAGACGGUUUCUAGGAAUACCCAUUGGUCACCGUCACGUGUUUUGCGGGGGAUCCGUCCUCAACGACUAUUGGAUAUUAUCAGCUGCCCAUUGUUUUAAGGACUACGGUCGAGAAGCAAGACUAGCAUCCAACUGGGAGGUCAGGCUGGCAUCCGUGCACUUACGGGCGACGCCUACAGAGAGAAUACUUCACUUCCUGGGUAGACUGUUCGACAUGCGAGACUGGCUACAAUGGGAAAUUGACGUAGAGCGGAUCGUCGUUCAUCCAGCAUACAACCGGUCUAGUAUCUGGGCCAAUGACAUUGCAUUAGUCAAACUGAAGCGAAAGGUUCCAUCAGGACCCACGUUUUCCUACAUCAGAAAGCUUCACCUGCCGCUAAUGAACGAGACCGACUUCCCACUUGUACACCAGGAAUGUCAAAUGAGUGGAUGGGGCUGCACAGUUAACGGUGGCGGGGCGUCGCGCGUGGCUCGUCUCAUCACCAUGCCAGUGUACAGCAGCUCGCGGUGUCGACGUCACUACCACGUCAAGAUGGAGAACAGGAUCUGCGCAGGCUACCGAAACAGAGGGGUGGGAGUGUGCGCGGGUGACAGCGGCAGUUCUCUUGUGUGCCACGAGAACGGCCGAGACUUGGUGGCAGGUGUCGUGUCGUUUACGAGCCGAGAUCGCCCGGGGAGCUACCCGGCAGUGUUCACUAAAGUCACUCCCUACGUCAGCUGGAUCAAUGACAUUAUAUCUAAUGGCCAGCGCUCGCAAUGAUUUGCAUUGUAAUUCUAGCAGUUUAGUGUACGUGACAGGCCCGUAGGAAUUGGGGGUGGCUAGGAGGGGGGCCUCGAGUGUCCUCUAGCGCUGAUCUGUUUAUAUCUUGGAUCUGCAAUAUAAUUACACCCCCCCCCCCCCCCAACCCACCUCCCCGACUCGUGGACGGAAAGAUAAAAUAGUACAAGAUUUAUUGCAUAUAAACAGUCCACAUGGAAUUGGAUGCAAAUCAUAAUAUUUGUACAAGCAUGACACAGACAAACAGGAUACUAAACUAAUUAUUGGUUAAUACAUAUUUAAUCAUAAACUAGUUUACACACUGCAUCUGCACCAAUCUAAUUAAAAUUAGCUCCACUAUUACAUGUGGUGAGACCCAGUAGAGCUAAUUUUAAUCAGAUUGCAUCUGCACAAGUAUAUUAAAUAUCCAUUUUUCCUGCAUAGACAUCAUUUUAAAAGUGUUAUUAUGUAAACUUUAAAGUUAAUUAUUCAUAUAUUAGUUUAAGAGCGUGGAAUAUUAUAUUUCACACAUAAUUUUAUUACGAUGUGAUGAUAUUCACAGGUACCCACAAACAAACCCCUCGUACGAACACUAUAGUUACAUAUAUAACGUAACAAUAGCACAUUCGGCGUUAUUGGUUGGGAAUACCUGUGAUGAUAUUCAUCUUCAGUCAGACUGCACCGAUUACAUAAUCGUUCAGACAAUAAUUGUUUUUCUACUGGAGUAAACGGUUUCGUGUAUUGUCCAGUGUCAACUUUCAGUUUGUGGUUGCCGAGACGUAGUUUAGUAAAUUGUGUGCGAUGUUCUGGAUUUAUUCAAUGUACCUUGUUUUGUCCUACUCUGUAUAAUUAAAGAUAAAAAUCUGGUCUAACAUUGACAAUCUAGAUCUGUUACAUAGAUUAGGGCUACUCCAUAGCCCUGGCUCGAACAGGACAGGACAUGACUUAAGGACACUUCCAAAGUUUUUCAGUCUUGGUCAUGUUACGGCCAUCUUGAAUUUCCACCAUCUUUGCAGAAUGUCGAGUAUGAUAAUAAUAAUAAUAAUAAUAAUAAUUAUAAUUAUACAAUAAAAAUAUAUUGUGAAUUUACAAGCGAAAACAUUUUAUCUUUGUACAUUUUUAAUUGUCUUAUUGUACAGUGAUUUAAACACAAGCGAAUAAAGUAAACAUAAUCAAAAAAUGUUUUAUAUUGAGAAUAUAAAAAGGGGCAGAGUGUAUUCAAAGUUAAACCCCCCCAAAAAAAACAAAAAAAAAACAAACAACACACAAACAACACACAAACAACACACAAACGCCCCAACCCCUACCAAAACAACAACUCUUAACAAACUAACCUCCCCAAACAACCCAACAAGACACAAAACACCCCCACCCACCCACACAAAACAAAACACUAAAGAAAAAAAAUGAAGAGCAAAAGACGACGUUCAAUUAUUGGUUGAAUAAUCUUAUUUUAAUAAAAACUGAAAAGUAACAGCACAGGUUGAACAACUAUUUAGUCGAACUUGAAUAACAUUAGGAACUUCCAGAACAAAGACGAUCGCAGGGUCGUAAGGCCUAAUGAUUCCCGUUUUGUCAUAGGCGUACGUUCUCCCAUUUUUGUAAGGGGAGAGGUGAGGGCGUUGGCUGACCCCCCCCCCCAAAAGAAGAAUUACCCCCCCCCCC
Gigantopelta aegis is the source of this 2773-nucleotide messenger RNA. Its product is annotated as trypsin I-P1-like. NCBI's taxonomy places the organism in Eukaryota, Metazoa, Mollusca, Gastropoda, Neomphalida, Peltospiridae. The coding region runs from base 176 to 1111 and encodes 311 amino acids. The record is from RefSeq and is a predicted model, not a curated record. Gene Ontology annotation, molecular function: serine-type endopeptidase activity. The transcript has 8 exons. Gene Ontology annotation, biological process: proteolysis.